This is a messenger RNA of Anthostomella pinea, 165 nucleotides long. NCBI's taxonomy places the organism in Eukaryota, Fungi, Ascomycota, Sordariomycetes, Xylariales, Xylariaceae. The record is from the annotation of a GenBank genome assembly.
AUGAGGGUCCCAGCCGCUCUACUACUCGUCAUCAGCAUCGCCGUCAUCAAGGCCACGACCACAGCCCCCCGCGAUGAAGUAGACGACAGUCUCACGACAGAGGAAUACGCGAUACUAUGGGGUCUCGGGCCGAGGAAAUAUGCAACUACUGCGUCCACAUCCUGA